Girardinichthys multiradiatus is the source of this 19216-nucleotide messenger RNA. It is a transcript of the gene adgrv1, whose product is annotated as adhesion G protein-coupled receptor V1. Gene Ontology annotation, cellular component: membrane. The transcript has 95 exons. Gene Ontology annotation, biological process: negative regulation of adenylate cyclase activity; G protein-coupled receptor signaling pathway; cell surface receptor signaling pathway. The record is from RefSeq and is a predicted model, not a curated record. Gene Ontology annotation, molecular function: G protein-coupled receptor activity. NCBI's taxonomy places the organism in Eukaryota, Metazoa, Chordata, Actinopteri, Cyprinodontiformes, Goodeidae.
ACACGAUGCCGUUUUAAAUUGCUUGUGAUUGAGAAUAAAGGCGGAGCUCAGGAGUUUGGGCUCACCGAUGUUAUCCAGGGCAAUAAAGAUACUGUAAAUUAUCUUGGGCUGAGAGGACCAAGCAAGGUGUCAGGAAUGCUCCCUGUCCUCCUGCUAGCUGGGCUGAUUCUGGCUCUGUCCAUCCCGGGCACCUUGUGUGAAUCAGCCACGCUGCGUUUCAAGGGGCAGACCGACUUUGUCGUCAGUGAAACCAGCACAGCUGUGGUCCGGCUGGUCGUGGAAAGGGUGGGAGACCCGAUCAACGUGACGGCUUUGGUUCUGCUAGAGGGAGUUGACACCGGGGACUUUGAAGCUGUUAAUGCUGCAGCCUUUCUUCUGUCUACUGAGUCUAGUAAGACUAUUUUCAUUGCUGUAAAAGAUGAUGACCUGCCUGAAGCAGAUGAGACAUUUGUCUUCAACCUUAAACUACAGAGUUCCUCUAAUGGUGUGGUACUGGGAACACCAAACAAGGCAACAAUCACCAUCCUAUCCAAUGACAAUGCCUUUGGAAUUAUUGCCUUUAACUCAACUAAAGAUAUUGUUGUCGAUGAGUCUGGGGCAAGGAAUGUGUCUUUCACAUUAAUUAGAGAAAAAGGAACUUAUGGGAUGGUCAAUGUGAGCUUUGAGGUCUCGGAUGGUCCCAACCCUGCUAUUGAGGAUAUCUUUCCAGACAGAGGCAGCGUCAUGAUCCCUGUAGGACAGGCUGCAGCACACUUCAGUAUCCUAAUUCAGGAUGAUCAGAUCCCUGAGAAUGAUGAAGUGUUUACAGUGAGGUUAACAGGUGUGGCAGGUGGAGCCCUUCUCAACCCCAACGCCAGCGCUGUCCAGCUUAGAAUCCGGCCAAAUGACUGCCCCCUGCGCUUCUCCCUCUCUGUCAUGGUCAUACCAGAAUCUGCAGCUGUCAUCAGCCUCAACGUCACCCGCGGCCGACUGACUGAUGAUGGUCCACUCAUUGGCUCUGUUGACACUAAGGUGUCUGUGGAUUACAGGGUGGUGACUGGUGAAGGAGUGGGCAGCGCAACUCCAGGUGUGGAUUUCCUGGACCUGCAGCCAGUCAAAACCAUCACAUUCCCUUCACUGGUGUUCAAAGCCAGCCUUUUGUUCAAAAUUCUUGAUGAUAACGUACCAGAAAUUGCUGAAUCUUUCCACGUGGUUCUUUUGGAGGAAACUAUAAGAGGAGACGCUGUGCUAGUUUCACCCAAUGCAGUGCUGGUGACCAUCGAGCCCAAUGAUAAGCCUUAUGGCGUCCUCUCAAUUAGCAAUGCUGCUCUCAGUCAGCCAAUCAUCAUCAAUGAGGAUCUGACACAAAGAUUUAAUGGGAUCAUUAUUGUAAGAAAUGGAGGAAGCUACGGUGACGUGUCUGUAAAUUGGUCCAUCAGCAGGAAUUCGAGCGAUCCCUCGCCAGUGUUGGAUGACUUGACGCCCCAGUUUGGAACCGUGAAAUUUGCUGCCGGUCAGGUGACAGCUGUGGUUUCAAUAAAUAUUGUGGCUGAUGAUCAACCUGAAGAAGCAGAGGCUUUUGUUCUGAAACUGCUGCCCAACACUGUUACUGGAAAUGCGGAAAUUGACGAGCCUAUGGAGAUGGUGUUUUACAUUCAGGAUAGCGACGAUGUCUAUGGACUUUUUCGGUUUGACCCAGCCAAGGAACAGAGCAUCCAGAGCGAACCCCAGGGACGAUUCCUCUCUCUAAAUUUUGCAAGAAAUGGUGGCACGCUGGGUAACGUGUCCAUGGCCCUUACUGCACUCUACAUUCCUGCAGGCCCAGUAGAUCCUAAUCUGGCCCGAGACCAGGUUCUGAAUGUUAGCAGGUCUGUUAAUGUUCUGUUUUCUCGUCAAUGGACAGUCCAUGUCAUACUGCCUAUCCGCAAUGACGCCUUUCUGCAAAACGGAGCACAUUUCCUUAUUCAGUUGAAUAAAGUGGAGCUGGUUGACAUCACCCCAUCAAUUCCUUCUAACAGCCCGAGGUUUGGGGGACCUCUUAAUCUGACCUUGACCGUCACCCCUGACAUUGCUAAUGGGGAAAUUGGCUUUACAACUAAUACUACAGUGGUACUCUAUGAACCAGAGGACAGCAAUACCAGCAUGGUUAGCCUCCCUCUGAGGCGGGAUGGGACAGAUGGUCAGGCUGUGGUGUUCUGGAGUCUUCAGCCAAUUGGGGCCAAUCGUAAUGAUGUAACUGCUGAUGAUCUGACACCAUUUAAUGGAUCAGUUGUCUUCCUCUCCAGACAGAGUGAUGCCUUUAUUAACCUUACCGUCAUGGCUGACAAUAUCCCUGAGAUCAAUGAAACCUUGCUGCUCACCCUAGACAGGGUGGAGGCUGCACACUUUAUAGUGUACUUUGGGAGUAAUGUAGAGAAUCAGAUCCUGAAAGCAGGCUUCACCAGCAGAGAGAUUGUCAUCAUGGAGAACGAUGAUCCUGGCGGAGUGUUUGAAUUCUCCCAGUUUUCCAGAGGUCCAUGGUUUAUCAACGAGGGUGAGGCUGUGGAACUGCGCGUGGUCAGAGCUCAAGGACAACUCCUGAAACAGUUGAUACGAUACACAGUGACACCAUCAGGCAGUGCUGAAUUCUAUGGAGCUACAGGUAUUCUUGAGUUUAAACCUGGGGAGAGAGAGGUGGUGGUGGCACUGGUUGCAAAGCCUGAUGGGAUACCUGAGCUGGAUGAGAUGUUUUCUGUGGCACUUAGUAGCCACAGCACUCCACCAAGUCGUCUAGGCAACCACAGGGAGGUCAACAUCACUAUCCGCAAGAAUGAUGACCCUUUUGGGGUCAUUGAAUUUAUCCAAUCAGGACUUACAGUUACCAUCAAUGAAAGCAAAGGAGGUGCAUUACACCAGGCUGUGUACCCUGUAGUGAGGAAUAGGGGUCUCUUUCAAGAAGUGUCAGUUCAGUGGGUCUUGGACCGGGCACUGACUGGAGAUGUUGUGCCCGUUGAGGGGAACAUUACGUUCAAAGAAGGAGAGUACUUGAAAAACCUCACCCUCUCCUCUGUACCUGAUGAGAUCCCAGAAGACAAGGAAAACUUCACCAUCACACUGUCAAAUGCAAUAGGUGGAGCAAGACUGGGAAACAUACUUAGUGCCAGUUUGUGGAUUAACAAGAACGAUGACCCCAUAUAUUUUUCUGAACCAGUCAUUGUACGUGUUCAUGAAGGAGGCGUUGCUAACUUCACUGUCCUGAGGGCAGGCCAAGCUGACUUUAUAGCGACCGUGAUGUAUCGAGUGGAUUUUGGUGGAUCAUCAGCAGAUGACUUUACUGUUCUGACAAAUAGCACAUUAUUAGUGUAUGAUGUGGGGGAAUGGAUGAAGAACAUAUCUGUGGUUAUUGAAGACGAUGACAUACCAGAGACGGAUGAACCUUUUUACAUCAUUUUAUAUAACGCCACAGGCGAUGCUGUAGUUUAUGCUGCAGACACAGCUACUGUGGUGAUUGAAGCUAAUGAUGAUGCCAAUGGAGUUUUCUCUUUGGAAACUGUUAAAAAACCUGUAGAAGAGGGCAAGAGCAACAGCUUUUAUGUGCUACGAGCAAGGGGACACUUUGGAAAUGUAACAGUCUCCUGGCAGCUGUUUGCCAAUGACUCAUUUACACCUCUUGACGAAAACCAGGAGUUUGUACACACAUUUGGCUCCAUCACCUUUACUACUGGGGAAGAAGCCAAGCCGAUUUUCCUGGAGGCCAUCUCUGAUAAACUUCCAGAGUUUAAUGAGUUCUUUGUUCUCAGACUGGUCAAUAUUUCCGGUGGUUACCCAGGGACAGGGGGACAACUUGCUACAACCUCUCUGAAUGCCUCAGUCCUCAUUCCUUUUAACGACGACCCAUUUGGUUUUUUUGCCAUUGCUCCCGACAACCUGGACCAAGAAGUUGCUGAGGAUGUACUCACUGAAACUGAUAUGUCCUAUGUUACUUCCUUCACCAUUCUCCGACAGCGGGGCACUUUCGGCGAUGUGCGAGUUUCCUGGGAGAUUGUGUCUGCGAGCUUCCCACAGGGUCUUCCUCUCAUGGAUGAUCUGUUGCUGCAAGCCUCUUUCCCAGAUGAGGUUGAGCUUAGGCCUCAUGCUAGGAGACACCAUUCAGCCACUGACACUUGGUUCUUCUCUGGCCUUCCAGGAGCUUACGGGACCAUAUCCCCUGAACAUGCACCUGCAGCUGUGGGUAACUUCACCUUCUCAGCUUGGCUGGUGCCCGGACUAAACACUGAUGGCUUCAUAAUGUCCAAAGGAACAAGAAAUGGAAGCUUGCAUUAUGCAGUGAAAGUCCACACCAAUGAGUCCCAUGUCACUGUGAUGCUGUACUAUACAGUUAUAGGUUCAAAUAUUACCCAAGUGGCGAGGGCCACUGCAGAGAAGUUUGUGAAAGAAAAUACAUGGCUACAUGUCAUUAUAACAAUUGAUGAUGGGAUUAUUGAGUUCUUCUUGGAUGGGACCUCUAUACCUGGAGGCCUGAGGAGCAUCAAAGGGGAAGGGAUCAAUGAUGGGGAACCGGCUUCAGUGUUCAUUGGGUCAGAUCUCGAAGGUGGACAGCGCUACACUGGCCUUCUCCAGGAUGUCCGCCUGUACCACACAAGGCUUAACCGCAGCCAGAUCCAUGAGCUCCACACUCAGCCCGCUAAAGUAGACCUGCGAAACAUCUCGGGUUACCUCCGGUACCGGCAGGACGAGAGGCAGAAGUCAUUCGUUGUGGAAACGAGGAACGAUGAGGAGGAGGAAGGAGAGGAGGUGUUCUAUCUGCAGCUGGUGGCUGUGCAUGGUGGCGCACGCCUCCCCUUUCCCAGACCCACUGCUGUUUUGAGGAUCAUGAAGAGUGACAAUGCCAAUGGGCUUUUUGGAUUCACUGGAGCCUGCAUACCUGAUAUCACUGAGGAGGGCUCCACCGUUUCUUGUGUGAUUGAACGUAUGCGGGGAUCUCUGGAUUAUGUCUCCGUGAACUACACUGUUACCCAGAUGGACAGCUUGAAAAGUGAUGGCCCAGCACACGAAGACUUUGUUAAUGCAACUGGAGCUGUGGUUUUCACACCUGGACAGCGCUCUGAGGUGCUGAACCUAGUGGUGUAUGAUGAUAACCUCCCAGAGCUUGCAGAGUCUUUUCAGGUUGCUCUGAUGUCAGCAAAGUCUGCUGACAGGAAGCCAGGCUCCACCCCAACCAGCGGAGCCAGCAUCGAUCCUAAUAACUCUGUUAAUACUGUCACUGUCACAGCAAGUGACCAUCCUUAUGGCCUGUUGCAGUUCCAGCCUAGCCCACCUCAGGAGGGUCUGAUCUCUCCAGCUUUACAACCUGCAUACAUCACUGUUCAUGAGGAGGAUGGUCAGAUCCAGCUGCCAGUUGCCAGAGCCCAAGGCCUAUUAGGAAAAAUCACAGUGGGGUACAGAACAACCCCCUUCACAGCAUCCAGCCCUGAAGACUAUGAGGACUCAAAGGGUAUACUAGAAUUCCUUCCAGGAGACAAGUUCAAGUUCAUCAAUGUGACCAUUGUAGACAACCCUGUCCCUGAGCUAGAAAAGAUUUUUAGAGUGGAGCUCUACAAUGCAGAUGGUGGAGUUGAUCACUUUCUGCACGAUGAAGCGAGUGGUAGUGGGGAAAGCGAUUCUGACUUCCUCCCUCCAUCGUCUCACCAUCCUGGUAAUCUGGGAGUUGCAGCUCGCAUUACCGUUACCAUCGCCGCUUCUGAUGAUGCUCAUGGAGUGUUUGACUUCAGUCCUCAAUCUCUGUUUGUUAAUGGGACAGAACCAGAGGAUGGGCUGAACGCCAUCAUCCUGGUGGUGGAUCGGUCCUUUGGAGACCUCUCUAAUGUGACUGUGUACUGGGAAGUUGAUCCCAGUUCUGAAGGAGAGCUUGUUAGCAGGUUUGGGAACAUCUCCUUUGGUGUGGGGCAGAAAUCAGAGAAUAUAGUUAUCAGUGUAGCCCAGGAUGAGAUCCCUGAGUUGGACAAGAGCUAUCCUGUGUCUCUGGUUAACGUUUCAAAAGGUCAUCUGGGUGUCCGAACAUCUGCCACUCUAACUGUGCUUGCCAGUGAUUAUCCUUACGGUGUUUUUGUAUUCGCAAAUGUUUCGAGAUCCGUUCGUUUUCCUGAAGCGGAUGUAACUGUCUUCCUCACUAUCCGGCGACUAAAAGGAACUAUGGGUCAGGUGCGAGUCACAUAUGGGACGCUAAAACAGGUCGAUCCAGAGCCUUACAGGACUCCUGGAGUGGGCCGAGCCACUGAAGGGCAGGAUUUUGUUCCCCUCCUUGAUUCAGUUGUGUUUUUGGCCAAUCAGACAGAGGCAAACAUUAUGCUCAGAUUGCUUGAUGAUGGUGAUCCAGAACGAGAUGAGGCCGUGUUUGUCAAACUGAUCAGUCUUGAUCUCAUCAAAGGGGAUCAAAAAAGGCCCAUCUCAACUUCUCCCUCUCUGGGCCCCACGGCUGACAUUGUUGCCCAAGUGAUAGUAGAGGCCAGCGACGAUGCUUUUGGAAUCCUUCAGCUGUCUGCUUCUGCUGUCAGUGUAGCUGAACAUUAUGUUGGGCCCAUAAUAAAUGUCACACGAGUUGGUGGGAUUUUUGCUGAUGUGUCAGUCAAAUUCAGAGCUAUACCUGUGACUGCCACAGUCGGCGAAGACUACAGCGUGGCCUCGACUGAUGUGGUCCUUUUAGAAGGAGAAUCCAGUAAAUCUGUUCCCAUCUAUGUUAUUAAUGAUUUGGUCCCUGAGCUGGAAGAGACCUUUGUUAUUGAGCUGAUCAACCAAACAACCGGAGGAGCUCUGCUGGUAGAGCUCACACGUGCCGUCAUCACCAUACUACCUUCUGAUGACCCUUUUGGUGCCUUUGUCUUUCAGGCUGUCCCAGUGACAGUUGAAGAACCAGAAUCCACCUCUGCUGUGGUCACAUUGCCUGUUGUGCGCAAUGCUGGCACUAUUGGAACAGUGGUAAUCAAGUGGCGGGCGACUGUUAAUGGUAAACCAGCAGAGGGGGACAUCAGACCUACAUCUGGAGAUGUUGAAUUUGCUCCUGGGGAGACCAUAAAGACGAUCAGGGUCGAGAUUUUACGUGAUGAUGUUCCUGAAAUUACUGAGAUUAUUAAAGUAGAACUAAUCAGUGCCAGUAAUGGAGGAAACUUGGGAGCUGAUACAUCUGUUAACAUAAUAGUGCCUGCAAAUGACAACCCAUAUGGGACAGUUUACUUUGAACAGACGGUUUAUCGUGUUCAGGAGCCACUGGAGGGAGUUUACAGUGCUAAUAUCACUGUCCGCAGGAGAGGAGGUCACUUUGGUCGCUUGGAAAUCACAUACAGCACCUCUGAAUUUGACAUUGUGGGCUUGGCUCAGGCUCAAAACCAAAGUUUACUGAUGUACUACGGCUCUCCGAAGCCAGGUAUCCCAGCCAACAGUCAAUUUAUGACAGUCAACAUCACAAGUCAGAGAGACCCUGUGGCUGCAUGUGCUGCUGCCUGUCUGAGAGAGCAGGCCUGCCAGGCCUUCUCUCUGUCAUCAGCCGUGACGCCUCUGUCCUGUACAUGGGUUACAUUGGGGGCCGACCAGCUGACAUCUAGAUCUCAGGUUUUGACUUAUAUUAAAAAUAACACUGCAGCUGCUGCCUUGUUUAGUGCCCAGGCUGUGGCAGGAAGUGAUUAUGCCCCUGUCACUGCUCAAAGUGCCUUUAUGGAAGAUGGAUCUGGAACUGCCAACCUCUCAGUCCUAAUCUUAACAGACAAAUUCCCUGAAAUGGAUGAAAGCUUCUCUAUACAUAUCUUAAAGGUAGAGUUGGUAAAUUUGACCACAUCACAGAAAAACAUGCCUACAAUUGGUCAGCCAGACAAGGCUGUAGUCACUAUUGGAGUGAACGGAGAUGCAUUUGGCAUAUUUUUGAUCUACAGUCUCAGUCCCAACGCCACCAAGGAAGGACUCUACCUUGAGGUUCGAGAAGAGCCCAUAGUCGUGCCUCUGGUCAUUGAAAGAAGAGGAGGGAAUCUGGGCACUGUCACUGUAGAGUGGAGAUUUGUUGGAGGAACAGCAACACCAGAUGCUGAUUUCAUUGGGAGUGGAGGGACUCUGGUGUUUGAUGGUGAUCCUAAAAAGACAGUAGAGGUAGUAAUCAGAGAGGAUUCUGAACCAGAGGACAGCGAGAGCCUCAUGAUUGGGCUUGUUAACACAGCAGGAGGAAGUCGUAUCCUCCCCAGCUCAGACACUGUAACCAUAGUGAUACUGGCAAACGAUAAUGUGGCAGGAAUAUUAGGAUUCGAUCCAGGCUCACGUUCUGUCAUUGCCAGAGAGGGUGAGAUAUUGUCCUUAUUAGUGUUGAGAUCCGCUCCAGGUUUGGGUAAUGUCACAGUAGACUGGACUGUUCAAGGUCCUCUUGCUCAUCGCACUUUUGUUCAAACAUCAGGGACACUUUUCUUCAGUAAGGGCCAGCUAAAUGACACUAUAGUCCUGCAGCUUACGGAUGACGCCACACCAGAGAACCAAGAUCAAUACAGAGUGUUACUUUCCAACCUAAAAACAUUUGGUGUUGUAGUGACUGGCCGGGCUGCCCUGGAUGUUCAAGGCAGUGAGGCUGUUCUCACUGUCGACACCAGCGAUCAACCAUACGGGCUGCUGACUAUCGCACCGUCAUCCCUCAGGGUGAGGACAGAGGAACGGGACCAGAUUAUAAAUAUCUACAUCAACAGAGAGUUUGGAGCCUCAGGAGCGGUGAAUAUUACCUAUGAGGUUAUUAGAGGUUCUCUACAAAAUCUGUCUGAGGUGGAAGGUGCUCUUGCUGACCCAGGACAAGACUUUGUGUCUGGCACUGGUUUUGUGAUACUUCAGGAAGGACAGAUCUCAGUUCCCAUUCCUGUCACCAUUCUGGAGGAUGACAUUCCAGAGCUGCAGGAGUUCUUCUUGGUCAACAUAACAUCUGCUGUACUCAUCACAACUCUUGCAACUGUUCCCCAGCUCGACACCCAUGGUUUGGUGGCAGAAGUCAGCAUUGUGGCUAAUGAUGGUAUUAGAGGGGUCAUUGAAUGGACAAGCACCAUGUAUGAAGUGAAUGAAACAAUCGGAGCACUGACUCUCGUGGCCUACAGAAACAAGGGGGCAUAUGGGAAUGUCUCUCUUUUUUUCUUUGCCCAGAACUUGGAAGCUCAACAUGGACUUGACUACAACACUAGUGAAACGAUGCUCCAUUUUGUUGAUGGCGAAAGGCAUAAGUUUGUGGAAAUCCAGAUAAUUGAUGACACAAUUCCAGAGGGAGCAGAGAGAUUCCAGCUAAUCCUGUCUGAGCCUUCACCUGGGCUGGAGCUUGGCAGAAAUACUACAGCUACUGUAAAUAUCCUUGCCAGUGAUGAUGGACAUGGUGUCCUAUCCUUUAACACCAGUGAUCAUUUCCUGUUAAGUGAGCCUACCUCUGGGUCACAGCUGAGCGACAGCAUAGCUAAACUCUAUGUGGUUCGUAACCCUGAGGAAGGCACUUUUGGUGCCGUCUCAGUUCAGUUUGCCAUCAUGGAUGCCAAUGGCAGCUUGGCAGAGGGUGAUGUGAUGCCAACGCUAGGUUUCAUGCUGCUGGAGGAUGGGGUCAGAUUUAAGAUGCUGGAGGUCCGGGCAGUUCGUGAUGCUGAACCUGAAGGGAACGAAACCUUCACAUUGACUCUCUUCAAACCAACAGGAGGUGCACGGCUUGGGGACCAGCUCCAAGUUCUCAUCACUGUCCUGGAGAACCUAGCCCCUUCAGGCUUGUUCCGAAUUGGACCCUCUCUCAAUAGGACCAGCACAACAAUGGUUGCUGAGGAAGGGAGCAAAGCAGUCUUCCUCACUGUCUCUCGCAGUAAUGGCUUGGGGUCAGCAGUUAGUGUAGAGUGGGAGAUGCAGUCUGACACAGCUACAGCCUCUGAGGGUCCCCUCCCAGUCAUUGGCUGGUAUCAGAGCUUUGAGGACAGCCCCACAUCUGCUUGGUGCUCCAUUCCAGGGGACUCUUCCUUCUUGGCUUUGAGACUGGACCUGAAGCCAGCGGUCGGGGCCAUCCACACUCUGGCAACUCUGUAUCGGUGGCAAGGUGUUUUUGUGCCAAUAGAGUCGGUCAGAAUCAAAGACCCAACCUCAUGUGUUGCGUUUGCAGUCAAUAGUUCUACAUACAUAGGUAUUACACACGGUGGCCCCCCCUUCUUCCCUGCUGCCAAUCUUAGCAUAUUUAAGCUGCAGAAGGAACUCAACAUCAAAUUGGAACAAAUCUUAGGUGUUGAAGCCCCUGAUGUGAAACACUUCUUCACUGAAGGCAAAAACUACCUAAUAGCAUCUAGCCAGAUAUUUGUUUGGACUGGCGGCUCCUUUACACUCCACCAGACUCUCAACUUUAAACAGAACAUCCUCAAUCUAGCUCCAUUUACGCAUGCAGAUGUGCUCUACCUGUUAGUGUGCAUAGACAGCCAGAGUGGGAGCUGCCAACUCCUGCAGUGGACCCGUGGCAGAUUUCAGAAUCCACAAACUCUCCCACUCUCAGGCAGAGCCAUUCAGGUGGAGGCAGUCAACAUGAGAAGAGGGGAAACUCUGCUGUUGAUUGUUGUUGAAGAUCGCUCUCCAUCCUGUGAGGUGUUACUGUGGAGUUUAGCAAAGCCUUCACCGCAGCACUAUCAGUCCAUUCCACACCCAGGGCUCAUCUCUAUUCACUCCUUCACUGUGCCCUCGGGGAUCACGUAUGCCCUGCUAGCUGGAAGAAAUAGUUCUUCCUUUUACUCCUGGAGAUCUGAUGUCAACCUGUUCACCAUGAUCCUGAGGGUCCCAAGAGCCAACAACUUCCUCUCCUUCAUGCUGCCAUAUCUCAACACCACAAAGGUGCUUUUGGCUUCCUCUGAGGAUAAUAGCUCCACUGUCUAUGAGUUCACCUCUGUCUCGAAUCAGUCUGAUUUCAUACCCAGCUCUGGGGAGUUGUACUUUGCUCCUGGUGAUAGUAAGCUUGAUCUGGCAGUGAACAUCAUCGAUGAUGACAUCCCUGAGGUGGAGGAGAGCUUUGUGGUCAAGCUGAAGAAUCCAAAGGGAGGGGCUGAGAUUGGGUUUGGUGGCCAGGUGACAAUUAUUGUCCCAACUAACGAUGAUGCCCAUGGAGUUAUUGGCUUUGCUCAGAAUUCAUUAUACAUGGAGGUUGAGGAGUUGGAACAAAAUAAUCAAAUUUCACUCCAUGUUGAGAGAAAAAGAGGAAGUUUUGGCAGACUGACUGUUCAUUGGGCGGCUAACGUUAGUUUGGCAGACAUUUACCCCACGUCUGGAGUGGUGACAUUCUCUGAAGGUCAGACAGUAGCCAUCAUCUCAAUAGCCAUUGUAGCAGAUGGUUUGCCAGAGUUAUCCGAGAGUGUCGUAAUCACCAUAUGGGAUGUCACCACUUUGGGUCUUCAGAACAUGCAACAGGGUGCAGUCAUUGACAGGCAACGGGCUCAGGCUCUGCUCACCAUCUUACCAAAUGGCUCCCCAUAUGGCGUGAUUGGAUGGCAUCUAGAUUCCCUGUUUACGCUGACACAGGAACCACAGAGAACUCCAGUCAACGUGACUCUAUCUGUAGUAAGGGAGCAGGGGUCUUCAGGUGAGGUGGUGGUCCAUUACCAGACGAAACCAGCCUUGCACCAACCCCUUUCCAAUCAGGCUUCUGCAGGAGAAGACUACUUAGCCAAAGAUAACAACGUUAUCAUGUUCAAUGGUGCCACUGUGGCCCUUGUCUCUAUCACUAUCCUACCAGAUGAUGUCCCAGAGCUUGCAGAAAGUUUCCUGGUGAAUAUCACUGGAGUGGAGCUAGUAAGAGGGUCUGUUGGAGCAGGUCGGCCAAGUCUAAGGAGGCCUGGGAUGGAAGUAGCAGAAAUCACCAUCCAGGAGAAUGAUGAUCCGCGAGGGGUUCUGCAGUUCAAUUUGUCUAAGGAUUCACCUGGAAGUGCGCUGGCCUAUGAGAUGCCACCACCAGACAAUAUCCUGCAUCUGUCAGUGGUACGACUUGCUGGCACGAUUGGAAGACUGGUUGCCUACUGGGAGGCUCAGCCGAUCACAGCUGAUCUCAGAGACUUCACUCCUGUAUCAGGAAACAUCACUUUUCAAGAUGGCCAGAAAGAAUCCACUAUAGUCAUCACCAUCUUGGAUGAUGAAGAAGUAGAGGCCUCAGAGACCUUCAGAGUGGAUUUGCUACAUGUGAUCGGUGGAGCUCGUCUUGGACAAGUGACCUCUGUAACUGUUGUGAUUCCGUCUAAUGACUCACCUCUCGGACGAUUUGGAUUUCAAACCUUGGAGGUUGUGAUCAGUGAGCCCGUGUUUGUGGACGACCCUGCGGCUGUGGCAACACUUACAGUAGUGCGUAGUCCAGGAGGUGAGGGUGCAGUGGCAUUGGUGUGGCAGGUGGAAGACCAGGCAAUGUAUGACCUCUCCCCUGUCAAUGGAACACUUGUCUUCACUGAGACUGAGGAUGUCAAGUCAUUUGUGAUCAGAGCCCUCUCUGAUAAUGUACUGGAAGGAGACGAACACUUCAAUAUACGCUUGUUUCUUGUCGACAGUGGUGCUGUCAUCGACCCCUUACACGGAGUGGUUACAGUCAUCAUCAGAGCAGACAAGGCUGCACUGGGAAUUAUUGGCAUUGCAGAGUCAUCUCAGAACAUUAUCAUCGGAGAACCUCAGGGAGACUAUAAUGGAACUGCCAUGGUCAACCUUUUUCGGGGUCCGGGUGUUUUUGGAGAGGUCCAAGUGUAUUGGAAUAUUACUCCAGCUUUGGUUUCUGAAUUUGAAACUAUUUUUGGCACUGUCACUAUGAAUCAUGGCCAGUCUGUUGCCACCAUUACUCUGAAGGUCCUUGAUGAUGAACUUCCUGAAGAACGACAUGAUUACCAGCUCUCACUGACCUCUGCUACUGUAGGACUGGAAAUAAGUCCCAUUGCCAGGCAUGCCAGAGUUACCAUGGCAGCAAGCGAUAUCCCUCAUGGACUUUUCUCUUUCAGGCUACUUCAGCUGACAGCAAAAGAAGAGAAGGAAAUGGUCAAUGUGACAGUGAUUCGUUCCUAUGGCAGUUUUGGCAGUGUGCUGGUCACAUAUGAGACCUCGGGCUACACAGCAGUCAGUGGAAUGGACUUUGUUCCAGCUUCAGGACGACUACUGUUUACACCGGGCCAAACCUCACAAGACGUCACACUGCAUAUCCGGGACGACAGUCUUCCAGAGGGACCCGAGCUUUUUUUUGUUAACAUUACCAAUGUAGAUCUUGUAAAUCACAGUGCUGUGGACUACACAGUGAGAGAGUCAGGACUGCAGCUGGACCAACCUCCAGCUAUUGGAAACGUAUCUUCUCUGUUUGUGGUUAUACUGCCGAAUGACAAUGUUGAAGGUGUCCUGGAUUUCAGGCAGGACUAUCUGAAUAUUACAGUUGAGGAAGAUGUGGGUCAUAUUUUGAUCCCAGUGGUGAGAAGAAUGGGUUCCUAUGGGACGGUCUCUGCUCACUUUAUUUCGAGAGGCUUGAGUGCGACCCCUAAUCUUGACUACUUCCUGCACAAUGGCUCACUGAUGUUUCUCAGUGGCCAGAAUAUAAGCUUCAUUAAUGUCACUAUUAUAGAUGACUUAGACAGUGAACCUUCAGAGAUAUUUGAAAUCGUUCUAGUUGGAGCUGUUGGCGGAGCAGUUCUGGGCUCCCAAAGUGUUGCAAGAGUUACCAUUGGCAAGAGUGAUUCUCCAAAUGGAGUGGUCCGCUUUGUAAAUGAAAGUAUAAUCACUGUGGCAAACCCAAACUCUGCUUUGAAGCUGAGCCUGGUUUUGGAAAGAGCAGGAGGCCUUGUGGGCAACACAACGGUUGCUUGGAACAUCCUCGGUCCAAACAGCAGAGAUCCCCUGCCUGCUUUAAAUACUGACUUUAGAGCUCCUGUGAGUGGCUCUUUCUUUUUUAAAGAUGGAGAGGAGAGUAUGGGUAUCAUAGAGCUGCGGAUUCUGCCUCAUGGAGAAGUGGAAAUGGAGGAAACAUUUGUUAUAGAGCUGAGCAUUCUUUCUGGAGAGAUGGAUGUUGAUCCUCAGGCUGGUUCAGUAACACUCAAAAUAGAGAAGUUUGGAGACCCUAAUGGUAUAGUCCAGUUCACUGCUGAUGCUCUUCAACGGCGUGUCAUCAAUGAAUCCACAGAAGCAGAAGGCCCGCUCAACAUUUCCUUGUUCAUCACACGCAGAGAGGGAACCAUGGGCAACAUCACAGUCCAUUGGCAGAUUCAGAGUGACUCAGAUACAGUGGGUGACUUCCUAGCCUUAGCUGGUUCUGUGAUGAUUGUGGAAGGCCAAAGGGAGGCAGAGAUUAUCCUUAGCCUGAUGCCUGACUCAGUGCCAGAGCUGGAGGAACUCUACAUCGUUCAGCUUACAGCUGUGGACGGUGGUGGGACCCUGGAUGCCAACCCAGACCUGAUCAGAACUCAAAUAAGGGUGCCUGCAAAUGAUGAACCGCAUGGUGUGUUUUCCCUAAACCCUAAGCAGCAGUCUGUAGUGGUGGUGGGUUCAGGGUCUCAGGUCACUAGAGCUCUGGUUGUGAAUGUGACUCGACUUGCUGGGCUGUUUGGUAAUGCCAGUGUUGGCUAUAAGAUUAGUGGAAGGGGAACGGAAGUAAUGGACAUUCAGGAGAUACUGAGAGGACAAGCUGAAGGAAGGCUGCUCAUGAGAGAGGGACAAGCCUUCAUUCAAAUCACUGUUCCCAUCAGUAGCCAAGCCUUUUUGUCAUUGGAUGAAAGCUUUACCGUAGAGCUGACUGAUGUUAGACUUGUCAGCACUCUCCAAGGCUCUCUGCCUCGUCUGCUUCAUAGCACCAGUUCUGCUGUGGUGACCAUACCUGAAGAAGCUGCCAGCUCAGAGGUUGGAUUUGCCUCACUGGAUCUGCAAGUUUUGAGUGUAGAAAUGGGAACAUGUGAGGCAAAGGUGACUCGAAAGGGGCUUUUUGGUGAUGUCAGGGUGCAGUGGAAAGCUGGUUAUCCUUCAGAAAAGAAUCCACCUGGCUUCAGAACUGGGCAUAUAGUUCCAAACUCAGGUUCUGUCACCUUGGCUCAUGGAGAGAAGACCAAGUCCAUAUCUUUUACAGCUUUUUCUGAUGCUUUACAGGCAGCUACCUAUGCUGUACAUCUCACUAAUGCCACAUCAGGCACUGGUGGGCCUGGUGCUGUUAAGCUAAGGUCAGGCUUUAAUGUGGCAGAAGUGGAACCAUUGGGUAUUUACCAAUUUGCUCCUGAUUCUCGCCAGCUUGUAAUUGCAGAGGACAUCCAGACUAUAACACUUUAUGUUCAGAAGCUGUACGGAUACCGCAGCAACACGACUUACCUGUCCUACACAACAUCAGGGGGCAGUGCAGCAGCAGGAGAGGAUUUUCUCUUUGUGUCAGCUGGCCGCUUGGUGUUUGGCUCACCUCAGCAAACAAAUGCUUCAUUUAGCCUUUCAAUCAUUGAUGAUGCCGUGUCAGAGCCCGACGAGUACUUUUACGUCAACUUAACACAUGUUGAGGUCCUUACUCCAAAUGUAACCUGGGCAGAUACACUGCCUCGCCUCAAUCCACAGCACAAGGUGGCCACUGUCACCAUCCUGGCCAGUGAUGCAACUAGUGGAGUCUUGAGCAUUGGACCUGAACUUGUCCAAGUGCAGGAGGACAGAGAUGAAGCCAAUCAGCAGGAGCGAAGGGUUAUACUUAGGGUUCGCAGGUCAUACAGUGUUGCAGGGACUGUGAGUGUUCGGAUCCAGGCAUAUGGAGGUGGGUUUUCUUUUACACUGGAAAAUAUUUAACUUUAUUUAGUCUGUACUUUUCCUCAAACUUGUGCUGUUGUAUUGUGUUACUUAGAUGGAAGUACAACGAGUCUUCCCUUCACUCUGGAACCUACCAGGGUUCUCGCAAAGCAGGAGCAGGACUUCCGCUUGGAGACCACAGUAGUGUCUCUGCAGUCUGGCGAGAAAGAGACAGAAGUUGUCCUCAUCAUCCUGGAUGACUUGGAGCCAGAGGGACAGGAAGUAUUUUUUAUCUACCUCAGUGAUCCAGAGGGAGGAGCUCAGAUCACAGACAGCCCGUCCAAGGGCUUUGGAUCAUUUGUGAAGAUUACUAUCCUUGGGAGUGAUCUUCAUAACGGUAUUGUAGGCUUUACUCUUGGCUCCCUGAUGGGCCAGGUUCUGGAUGAAGAUUCAGAGAACAGAACUGCUUUGCUCUACCUGCAGAGACAGGAAAACAGAGCUUUUGAAGAUUUGCAGGUCUUCUGGAGGGCUACCUUUAGUAAAGAAUCUUUAAGUCUUGUUAAAAAUGGAGUAAACCUAACCUCACAACUUGUGCAGACUUCAGGAGCAGCAAUCUGUCAAAAAGGAGAGAUCAUCUGUGUGCUCAUUCUGGAGGUUCUGGAUGAUGAGGACCCAGAAUACCAGGCCUGGUUCUUGGUAGAAAUUUAUCAAGUGGGAGCUGGAGCCUCCAUUAAUGAGACAACUCGUUUUGCCAACAUCACCUUGGCAGAGAGCGACAACCCGCAAGGUGUUGUGUACUUUUCUGUUGGUCAUAGACUGCCAGUCGCUACUGUGAUGACUACAAGGCUCAGCUUGCAGCUCUACAGACAAGCAAGCACAGCUUCAACCAUAUCCCUUCGGUAUCGCACAGUGGAGCUUGCUGGGGAAGAGAUGGUUGGUCCUUAUGUCAUCUGGCCUGCUAAAGAGGGGAUGGACUUUCCCAAACAGGAGGGCCAAGUGACCUUUGAAGCUGGGACCCACAUCACAACACUAGACAUUUACCUGACACCUGACCUUGCCUCAUCUUCACCCACACCGAAGCGCUUUCAGGUGGAGCUCUACAGUCCUACAGGAGGAGCCAGUGUUCACUCCCAGUUUGGACUGGCUAAUGUGACUCUGGUGUCAAAUGCAGCAAGUCAGUCGGUGUGGGGCUUGUUAGAACCAUUACAUCAGCCUCUCAACCCAACAAUAAUAAAUCAGGUGCUGCAAGGACUUAAGACUAAAUUCACUUCAACUCUGACCCAUGAACAGAUGACUGCCGUGCUUCAAACUCUUGGGAAGGUACUUGCAGAGGCAGAGCAGACUCCUCUUCAUUCAAGCAGCCAAAAUUUGACCUAUGACCUGUUAUGUGUUAUGGCCAAUCCCAGCCGCGUUGACACUAGAGGUCUAAGCUACCUUGCCGAGGUGGCAGAGCGGUUCGCUUUCUCCCUUAUCUCACAUGUCCAGUGUGAGAUAGUGAGUACCGUCAUGGAAACAUGCCCAUUUAUGACCAUAUCCGCCUUCCAGUGGUACCCAACACAGAUUAAUGGUCACAAAUACAGGGGCGGCAAUUCCGACUUCUUCCAGUUUCCAGAUACCCUGCUGCCAGUGCCAGCAGCCUCAUCAGCAGACUGCAGGAACCUCAGCAGGAUUCAGCUGACUGAGUUCAGAACUGAACACUGGUUUCUUAGCAGUGACACAGUCACAGCUGUCAGUGGGAAAGUAUUCUCAGUCAGUCUCCAGGAGAGAAGGUCACGACCCCUAGAAGAUGGCAAUGAGGUGAUAUAUCGCAUCAACUCUCCUGGUCAACAAGUUAAACCAGGAGCAUCUGUGUGCCUUCUCUGGAACCAAACCAAUGCAAGUUGGUCAUCUGAUGGACAAUACUGCAGAGUUGUGAAAGAAAGUGGCAGUUAUGUGGAGUGUGCGUGCUCCCACUUGUCUAUCUAUGCAGCCCAUUCAGAAUUUGCUGCACAUGCAUCCUACAACGAGGCCUUCUUUGCAUCAGGAUUUAUUUGUAUCUCAGGGUUUGCAUUGGCCAUCUUAUCCCAUGUGUUGUGCUCCCGUUCUCCCAUGUUUGCUGCCAAAUUGCUCACCCACAUGUUGGUUGGCUGCCUUGGUACCCAGAUAGGUUUCCUGGUGUCAGCUUUCCGUGGUCCAAUAUUUUCAGAUGACAGCUGUUCUACUCUGGCUCUAUUCUGCCACUAUUUCCAUAUGAGUCAGUUUUUCUGGAUGCUCAUACAGGCAGUAAACUUCUGGCAAGUGCUGGUGAUGAAUGAUGAGCACACAGAGCGGCGCUACCUGCUCUAUUUUCUCUUAGGCUGGGGACUUCCUGCCCUGGUCAUCAUUGUCCUGGUUAUUGUUUUGCUUGGUGGCUUCGGGUGGACCAUACACGCUGUGUACGGACUGGUGCAUGGAGAUGUGUGCUUCAUCCCAAACAUCUAUGCAGCUCUUUGCACAGCGGUGUUAGUGCCUCUCGUGUGCUUGGUUGCAGUGCUGGUCAUAUUUAUCCACGCCUACCAGGUAACUGAACAGUGGCGGGCCUACGAUGACAUUUACCGUGGCAGGACAAACAGCACAGAGGUGCCGCUGGUCCUUUACCUGUUUCUGCUCAUCUCACUGGUCUGGUUGUGGGCAGGCCUCCACAUGGGCUACAGGUACCUGUGGAUGCUCAUCCUCUAUGUCAUCUUUAACUGCCUGCUGGGCCUGUAUGCAUUUGCAGUGUACUUCGUCAUGCACAACCAGCUGUGUUGGCCGACUAAAGCAAGUUACACUGUGGAGAUAAAUGGCCACGAUCGCCCUGACUCUGCCUUUCAAGCAGGGGGACCAACAACAGUAGGAGGCGACAUUAGCAAAUCAACUCAGAAUCUCAUCAGCGCCAUGGAAGAGAUAUCAGCCGACUGGGAGCGAUCAUCACUGCGGACUAGUAUUCAGCCCACCAGUGUGUUUAAGCCAAGCCCUGUGAUGGAGACCUUCACCACUGAGGGAAGCUUUGUUAAUAGCAACCUAGUCACCACGGACGAGGAAUCGCAGGAGUUUGAUGACCUUAUAUUUGCCUUAAAAACUGGGACUGGCCUUCAAGUAAGUGAUGACGAGUCCAUACCUGGAAGCCACGACGGAGGCAGCGUCACCAACUCCCAGAUUGUCGAGCUGAGGAGAAUCCCCAUCGCUGACACCCACCUCUAAACCUCUCACUUUAUGCAGAGACGUUACAAGACAGUAUUUUUAUAUUGUAAAACCUUUGCACUAAAACGUUUUGUUUUUUUUAAUCGAUCAUUUGCAUACAUGUUUGGUACUGUACAUUGUUUUUACUGCACAUCUGUUCACAUACAGUAUAUACACAAAUGUACUACAUUUAUUUUGUAAAAGUUGAUUUCUUUUUCUGAAUGUAUAUUUUGUUGACUUGGUUUUUAUUUUUCUGUUCAGAGUUUGAUUAAUCAUUGUACCUCAUAAGCAAAAAUCCUCUGCUCCUGACAAUGGAGAUUGUGUAACACUGUCAAUAAAUAAUGCAGCACAUAUUCACCAUCAA